Neohortaea acidophila is the source of this 2055-nucleotide messenger RNA. RefSeq lists its product as uncharacterized. The transcript has a single exon. Gene Ontology annotation, cellular component: cytosol. Gene Ontology annotation, molecular function: acetoacetate-CoA ligase activity. The record is from RefSeq and is a predicted model, not a curated record. Lineage: Eukaryota; Fungi; Ascomycota; Dothideomycetes; Mycosphaerellales; Teratosphaeriaceae. Bases 1 to 2055 code for a protein of 684 amino acids. Gene Ontology annotation, biological process: lipid metabolic process.
AUGUCUGCCACCGACGCCAAUGGCACCGCAGAUGGCGCCGCCGACAUCAGCAAGCUCCUGUGGGAACACCCCGACCCCAAGUCCACCAAGAUGUGGGACUUCAUGCAAAAAGUAAACAAGAAGCACGGCAAGACCUACCAUACCUACACGGAUCUCUACCAAUGGAGCAUAGACAACGUCGCCGAUGCCUGGGCCGACAUCUGGGACUACUGUGGCAUCCGACACUCCCAGCCCUACAAGCAGGUCGUACAGGAUGCCAACACCAUGUUCCCUCGUCCCGCAUGGUUCGAGGGAGCCAAGUUGAACUUUGCCGAGAACCUGUUAUACCCCACCAACGAGCCCAAGGAGACCGAUGUGGCCAUCAUCGCCGCCACCGAGACCACGAGGGAAGAGGUCACGUGGAAGGAGCUGAGGGAGCGGGUGCACAAGUGUCAAGGGGGAAUGCGAGCUGCCGGGUUGAAGGAGGGCGAUCGAGUUGCGGGCUACGUUGCCAACCACACCAGUGCCUUGGUUGCCAUGCUUGCUGCGACGAGUUUGGGUGCCAUCUGGACCGCGGUCAGCCCCGACACCGGCGUGACUGCUGUCCUGGACCGAAUGGUGCAGAUUGAGCCCUCCUUGCUCUUCACCGACAACGCCGUCAUGUACAAUGGCAAGACGCAUCCCGUCCUACCCAAGGUCAAGGAGAUUAUUGAGAACCUGCCGUCCCUGAAAGCCACCGUCGUCUUCGAAACCAGCCCGUCGAUGGACACGAAGAUUGAAGGAGCACAGCAGGGCAAAGUCAUACCCUACAAAGACUUUACGAGCAAAGCUGCAGAGGGCAAGAUGGAAUUCGCACAACUGAACCCAGACCAACCCGUGUAUAUCCUGUAUUCCUCGGGAACGACCGGGGCGCCAAAGUGUAUCGUGCACGGCGCCAUCGGCACGUUGAUCCAACACAAGAAAGAGCACAUCAUUCAAGGCGACAUUCGGCCGGGAGAUCGGCUCAUGUACUUCACUACAUGCACGUGGAUGAUGUGGCACUGGCUUGUUUCCGGUCUGGCUGCUGGUGCAACGUUGGUCUUGUACGACGGCUCGCCCUUCCAGUACCUGGCAGACGGGAAGUCGGCCAAGGACAAUUUGGCAAUGCCCAAGUUGAUUGACGAGCUCGGCAUCACACAGUUUGGCACCAGUGCCAAGUUCCUGUCUGUCCUGGAGCAAGCCAAUGUCAUGCCCAAAGAGCACGGCCUCACACUGAAAACACUCCGCGCCAUCUAUUCCACCGGCUCACCACUGGCGCCCUCAACAUUCAAGUACGUCUACCAAGCAUUUGGACAGGUCAAUCUGGGAUCGAUUACCGGCGGCACAGACAUCAUCUCUCUCUUCGGCGCGCCGAGUCCCCUUCACCCGGUGUAUGUUGGAGAAGUGCAAGUUCUGGGUCUUGGCAUGGCGGUGAAGGCGUGGGACAGCGAAGGCAAGGACGUCAGCAAGACAGGAGAGCCAGGCGAGCUCGUGUGUGUGAAGCCAUUCCCGUGCCAACCCGUGACUUUCUGGGGCAAGGAAGGGAACAAGAAGUAUCAGUCCAGCUACUUUGACCAGUUCCCCGGCGUGUGGGCGCACGGCGACUUCAUCCGUUUCAACCCCGAGACAGGCGGCCUCUUCAUGCUCGGGCGGUCAGAUGGCGUGCUGAAGCCCAGCGGCGUCCGCUUCGGCAGCGCGGAAAUCUACAAUCUCCUCCUUAAGCACUUCCCCGACUCCAUCGAAGACGCGCUGUGCAUCGGCCGAAGGCGCGAGCAGGAUACCGAUGAAACGGUGGUGCUAUUCUGCAAGAUGAAGGAGGGAGAGAAGUUUAGCAGCGAGCUGGCGGAUGGAAUCAAGAAGGUGGUUAGGAAGGAGUUGAGCGCGAGGCAUGUGCCGGGCGUGAUUGAUGAGUGUCCGGAGAUUCCGGUGACGGCGAAUGGCAAGAAGGUGGAGGGCGCGGUGAAGCAGAUUUUGAGCGGGACGAACGUCAAGACGAGCGCUAGUGUGGUGAAUGCUGGUUGUUUGGAUUGGUACCGGGAUUGGGCGAAGAAUCAUUGA